Messenger RNA from Zonotrichia leucophrys gambelii, 2727 nucleotides. RefSeq names its product zinc finger protein OZF-like. The transcript is spliced from 2 exons. The record is from RefSeq and is a predicted model, not a curated record. Lineage: Eukaryota; Metazoa; Chordata; Aves; Passeriformes; Passerellidae. Bases 101 to 1591 code for a protein of 496 amino acids.
CGGGAGGAAGAGGCGCCCCAACACCACGCGGUUCCCGCGCUCCGGCCGCAGCUGCCCCGGCCCCGCCGGCAUCGCCGCCCGGAGCCCGCAGGAGCUGAGCAUGGAGAGCAGCGAGGAGCCGGUGGCAGAGGCCGUUUGGAGCGGCUCCACGGCUCGGCAGGGAGAAGCCAACGGGGAGGAGAAGCCGCGGAGAUCCCUGAGCAGGAGGGGCUGCAAAGGCAGAGCGCGGGGAUCCGAGGGGGAAAGAGCCAGCCUGGGCCAUGGAGGGGCUCAGAGAUCCGAGCUGGGGCCCCGUGAGCAGCUCCAGGGAGGGGAGGAGAAGCCCCACAAGUGCUCCGAGUGUGGGAAGAGCUUCAAGAGGAGAUCCUGCCUGAUUGUGCACCAGAGAACCCACACGGGAUCUGAGGGGGAAAAACCCAGCCUGGAGCAGGGUCAGAGCUCAGAGCUGGGGGUCCAAGAGCAGCUCCAGGGUGGGGAGGAGAAGCCCCACAAGUGCUCCGAGUGCGGGAAGAGCUUCAAGCGCAGAUCCUGCCUGAUGCAGCAUUGCAGAAUCCACACGGGGGAGCGACUGUACCAGUGUGACCAGUGCCAGAAGAGCUUUAGGAGCCGCUCAGAACUCGUGGGGCACCAGCGCUCACACACGGACGAGAGGCCCUUCCAGUGCCCCGACUGCGGGAAGGGCUUCAAAAGCGUCUCCGAACUCAACCAGCACCGGCGCAUCCACACCGGGGAGAGGCCCUACGAGUGUGGUCAGUGCGAGAAACGGUUUCGGAGCAGCUCCCAUCUCCUCAGUCACCAGAUCACCCACACCGAGGAGAGGCCGUUCCGCUGCCGUGAGUGCGGGAAGGGCUUCAGACGCAAGUCCCACCUCAACACCCACCGGCGCAUCCACACUGGCGAGGGACUCCAGGAGUGUCCCCAGUGUGGGAAGAGCUUCAGAACGAGGUCCACCCUGACUGCCCACCUGAGGAGCCACACUGGGGAGAGGCCCUACAAGUGUGAUCAGUGCCAGAAGGGCUUUUACACCUCGUCUGAUCUCCUCAAGCACCAGCGCAUCCACACGGACGAGAGGCCCUUCCGCUGUCCCGAUUGUGGGGUGGGAUUCAAGCACAACUCUGCCCUCAUCGUCCACCGGCGCAUCCACACUGGGGAGAGGCCCUACCAGUGUCCCCAGUGUGGGAAGAGCUUCAGAGCGAGCUCCCACCUGACUGCCCACCUGAGGAGCAUCCACACCGGUGAGAGGCCCUAUGAGUGUCCCCAGUGUGGGAAGAGUUUCAUCCAGAGCUCCAGGCUGACUGUCCACCUCAGAAGCCACACUGGGGAGAGGCCCUUCAAGUGUGAUCAGUGCCAGAAGGGCUUUUACACCUCGUCUCAUCUCCUAAAGCACCAGCGCAUCCACACGGAUGAGAAACCUUUCCGCUGUCCCGAUUGUGGGGUGGGAUUCAAGCACAACUCCCACCUCACCGUCCACCGGCGCAUCCACACCGGGGAGAGACCCUACCAGUGUCCCCAGUGUGGGAAGAGCUUCAGAGCGAGCUGGCACCUGACUGUCCACCUGAGGAGCCACACCGGGGAGAGGCCCCAGGAGUGAGAUCAGUGCCCGAAGAGGUUUCAGAGCAGCUCCCAUCUCCUCAGUCACCAGCGCAUCCACACCGAGGUGAGGCCGUUCCGCUGCCGUGACUGCGGGAAGGGCUUCAGGCUCAGCUCUGCCCUCAUCAGGCACCGGCGCAUCCACAGCAGGGACAGACCCCACGAGUGUGAUCAGUGUGGGAAGGGCUUUUCUAAAACCUCCACUUUGACCGGACACCUACAGAGGCAGCACUGAGGGCAGCCCUGGGUGGGAAGAGCUCCGUGCGCUGCUCCAGCUCCAUCUCACACGGGAGGAUCCGUGCUGGAUCAUCCCCAGUGAGCCCAGGUGGGAGGAACCCUCUUGAUCCCUGUUGAGAAGACACCUGGCUGGGGGCUCCACAUCCUCCUGGCUCCCCGUGGUCACCUGAGCUCAUCCACAGCCCAAGAUACGAAAUCCAUUGUGGAGAGCACAUUUGUCAACUUCUGACCCCAGAAAAAGUUUUUCUGUCAUUUUUUCCGUAAUUUUUUCCAUGAGGGGGAUGCUGGGUCCAUGGAGUUGAGGGUGCCUGGGACAGAUUUGGGGGCUCCUCAGGGCUUUGGGCACCCCAGGCCCAGCAGCUCCAUCUGGGGCAGCAGAUCAAGGACCCCCUGCCCUGGCAGUGUCCCCACGUCCUCCCGUCCUGGUUCCUGCUGUCCCCUGUCCAGGAUCCUGCUCUCAUCCGAGUCCAGAUCCCAUUCCUGGUUCAAUACUUGUCCCUGUCCCAUAUUCUCUAUCAGGUUGCCAUUCCCUUAUUCCCUGUCCUGUUCCCCUUUCCCGAUUCCAGUCCCCAAUUCCCAUUUCUCUGUUCCCUGUCCCGUUCCCAUUUUCUGAUUCCUGAUCCCAAUCCCAGCCCCUCUCCUGUAUUCCCAGGCCAGUAUUCACACUCCUGUCACGGACACAUUUUAUUAAAAUAUCCUUUCCUUGGGAUCUUUUCCUCCUGAGGAGCUGAGAGACCUCAAGAAUGAAAAUUAAACUCUAAUAAUCUGCUGUUGUGGAAUGCAGCAAUUUCGCCUUGAUUGGUUCAAUGUGGUUGUUUUUAAUAAUGACCAAUUAAAUUUGGCUCUCUCAGCCUCUCUGUUCACUCACAACAUUUUAUCAUAAUAAUUUUCUAUUAUUUU